GCUUGCUAGCCGAAGCACAGGGAACCAACAGUGCUUAUAAUUUUGGGCAGGCUACACCUUGCGCAGUAAAGCGCACUUUUUUUGUCCGGGGGUUAUUUUGAAUUUCGGAGGGGACUGUCAUCCAGGACGGAUUGGAUACAAAUUAGUGAACGUGCUCUGCCUAAUGUGAGAUUUUCGUCCACCACUUGAAACAAGAACAAAAGCAAUGGGAUCAUUUCGAGUGAUAAUAGGGAUUUUACAUUAUAUGGGACUCUAUAGUCAAUUUAACGCUGCUUCCAAACCGGCUGUGCCUGCCGAGGUGGACAAUCAUAUAUCUGGAAAUGCUGUCUUCACGGAGGUUCCUCAUGACAUCACGACGCAGAGCGGUCAGGACGUGGAGAUGGCCUGUUCGUUCCGGGGGGCGGGCCCCUCCUACUCCUUGGAGAUCCAGUGGUGGUACAUGAAGAACCACAGAGACUGGCCAGAGAAACCCACCUGGACCACCAAUCAGGUGGUUCCCAUGGAGAUGUCUAAAGAUGCUGCCAAAAUAAGUGUGGUAAAAGUGGCCGGGAGCAACAUCUCCCACAAGCUUCGCCUCUCCAGCAUCAAGCGGUCGGACGAGGGCACGUACGAGUGCCGUGUCAUUGACUUCAGCGGCAGCGUGGCGCAACACCACCGCGUCCGGGCCUACCUGCAGGUGGAGGCUGAACGAAGCCUGGGCCACAUCUCGGCAGACACCCUGCCUCAGGAGCCUCGGCACAGGGGACAGGGGAGCCAGGCGGACCUACACCAAACAGAGGGCCGGGAACUGAAGAGGCGUUCGGCCGAUGACAGCACCACGGACUGCACUGAGAGCUGUGUGCUCUAGAGGUUAUUGUGUCCAGAUUGGAAGAACAGGAGUGCAUGUUCCCGAUUAUCAUAAAAAGGAUGAUUGUUUUAACACCCACAGAGAGGCCUGGACAAAAACAGGACUCUUUCUGCUUAAUUUAUAUGUUCAUUUAUGAAUCGAUUUGUUUGGCUUGUUUGUUUGUCUUAUAUUUCUUUAUGAUUGUUUGGAUUAGGAUUGUCAAAGACCACCAGGGGGCAUGAUCGUACGCUAUCUUGGUUCUCAAUGUAAUGCUAUUUCUCGUCGCUUUCGUUAAAGCCCCAGUGCAGUCAAAAACGUGUUUUCCUGUGUUUUAUAUAUAUUUCCACACCAUGAGGUUUGAUUAAUACUGUGAAA
Messenger RNA from Salvelinus sp. IW2-2015, 1201 nucleotides. RefSeq names its product V-set and transmembrane domain-containing protein 2-like protein. NCBI's taxonomy places the organism in Eukaryota, Metazoa, Chordata, Actinopteri, Salmoniformes, Salmonidae. The record is from RefSeq and is a predicted model, not a curated record. Gene Ontology annotation, cellular component: membrane.